UCUUUGGCCGUUGGCCGUUUUGGCCCGAUCGGCCGGGGCCCUGGCUGCCGGCCUGUGGACUGUGUCCGGGAGGCUCCCCGGGCCUGUGGGCGUGAUGAGCGAGCGGACCGACCAGUCACGGCAGAAGAAUCGUGUCGGGGCCCCCCGACUGGACUCUGAGGCCCGGCGUCCUGAGUCCCCGGCGGAGCUCCAGGCCUCGAUGUUGAGGAGCGCGGAGCGUUGGCAGGCGCCGAGUCUUCCUUCCAGAGCCCAGUGCGUUAAGAUGGAGAGGGUGCAGGCAGAGGGAGCUGGUGUGCGAAGGCUCAGAGGUGACACUGACCUGAGAACGCUCGGGACGUUUCUUGUCUUCCAUUGCAGGGAACCAAGAGCGUGAGAGGAGUCCCGCCUCUGCCCCCGGGUCCUGGCAGUCAUAGUUUUUGAUAGAAGAGGGAUGUCCACGAUCCGAUUUAGGAUUUUGAAAGUAUCCCAGUGAAUACCCAGUAAACAGACUGAGUGAACACGCUGGUGGGAGAGCGGCUGUGGCCAGGCUGAAAACAGGGAGGCUCAUGAGGAUCCGGCUGCGGUAUUCAUCGGGACAGUUACGGUGGCGGCCGGUGCGGAGCACACGUAGAAGACGUGAGAGAAGUGAUCAGAUUGCGGUCAGAUUUUCAAGAUGGAGUUGAUGGACUUCGUGCUACGUGGGAGGAGUGACUGGGCUCACCAUGGGAACAGCGGCGCCACCAGAAGUCUUUGGAGAGUGAAGGGUCCUGCUUACAGAAGCCCGGCAGUACCCUUAACCCCAGGGUCCUGGAGCCCCAACGUUAGUGAAUGAGGUCACUGGCUGCCACGUGCAGAGUCACCUGGGGAGAGUUGAGAGGGCUGAUCCAAGGACAUAGACGAAAGAAGAAGACCUAGGGGUGUGAGAAAGGAGCUGUCACAAACUGAUGAGUCUGUCAUGAGUCAGGCAGAACAUUCACUUUGUGCUACUUCCCACUCGGUCACCUCCAACCCAUGUGUCAGACAACUACUGAGGACUUGCUUUCUGCCAUCAUAGACACUCAGGUUGUCCCAGGGAGAAAGGACCCAGGAAUCGAUACCGUGAUGUGCCCGCAACACCUAGACGACCCAAGACGAGCAAAUCUGGGAAAGUACGUGGUGCGCGGCCGGUUUAGCAAGGGAAACAGGUGCUUCAGGGACGUCUCGGAGAACAACUCAGACUCAAGCAAACUUGAGGCUGGGGGCUUGCACCUCUGGGUGUAGGGGCUGCCAAACUGGUGUCCACCCUUCACAGGCCACACAGAGGCCACACCCGAGCACAGGCCUCCGGAGGCGGAGCUGGGGUCGGCCUUCCCGGGCUCGCCGCCCGAGCGCCACCGGUCUGAGCCCGCCCCUCCCACUGGGCUUUGUCCUUAAAGCCCCAGGCUGGGGUCGCCUCCAGGGACCUCAGCCGCUUCCGCUUCUGCGAGUCCGGCGUUUAGCCUCGGGGCCGCUUGGGUGCAGGCCGGGCUCCCGGGACCCCGAGCGGAGGACGCCCAGCCAGGCGACUCCCCGCCUCAGGCGCACCGGCCCACGGACGCGGGGGCGCGCCCGCGGGACUCCAUUUCCCAGCGCGCUGCGCGGAGCCGCCGGGCCGUGGCCACGGACGUCGGAAAGGGCUCCGCCCACCCGGCCGCAGGGCGGGCGGGAACUACGCUUCCCAGAAGGCGCCGCGCGUGCGUCCGCGGCGCGCAUUGGGCCAGCGAGGGCUUGCGGGGGCUGGACUUCCGGCGUCCGGGACUGUCACUUCGCUGCGGGGCGUGGGGCCACACCGGUGUUGGGCACUGGAGCGCGGCGGGUCCGGGUCGGCCUUCCAGGAGCCUCGGAGAGCCGGGCGAGGGCCGCGACGAGGGCGCGAGCGGAGGGCCGCUAGGCGCACGCCGUGGUCCCCGGCGACGGUCGCGCCCGCCGAGCCUCGGUUUCUCCGGGUGUAGCCCGGGCCGCCCCGCGGGGCUGUGGGGCGGUGCCCCGCGUCACGUGCUCUCCGACCCCCGGGCGGCCGGGGAGACGGCGUCCUGGGCGUCUGUGCCCCAGACGGCGGAGAGACUGAGGCCCGGAGCCGGACGUCCGCGUAGCCGUCGCUUUCUGCGCGUCCGCAAGUACACGUUCUGAUGGCGACCGCGGCGCUGACGGACCCGGCGCAGGACUCUCUGCCUCAAGACCCCGGGUAGUCAUCCAGCUUGAGCGUGGCGAGGAGCCCUGGGUUCUCGGUGGGACAGUUGCGACGCCAGCCAGGAAUGCUCACAGGAAGCCCAGCCCUGGUUCCCGUCACCUGGCAUACGACAGGGUUGUUCCAGGAGCAGCAGAACUGCCAGGGGCCUUCCAUGACGGCUCCCCUCCAGCACCUACGAGGGUCCUCCCCUUUGCUGGCAUCUGUCCCUCUUGUUGGCUGCAAGAAGACACCCGGUACAACAAUGCCAUCCCCACUGGGCCCCCCACGCCUGCCCUCUGUGGACCCCGUGGCUAUCCUGGACCAGCCUGAGGCAGCGCGCCUGCGCUUCCGGGGAUUCUGCUACCAGGAGGUGGCAGGUCCCCGUGAGGCCCUGGCCCGGCUCCGGGAGCUGUGCCGCCAGUGGCUGCGGCCCGAGGCGCACUCCAAGGAGCAGAUGCUGGAGCUGCUGGUGCUGGAGCAGUUCCUGGGCACGCUGCCUCCCGAGAUUCAGGCCUGGGUGCGGGCCCAGCGGCCCGGCAGCCCUGAGGAGGCCGUAGCCCUGGUCGAGGGCCUGCAGCAUGACCCUGGGCAGCUGCUGGGCUGGAUCACAGCCCAUGUCCUGAAGCAAGUGGUGCUCCCGGCAGCACAGAAGACGGAGGAGUCUUUGGGGAGCUCCCACCCUUCAGGGACAGUGGAGCUCCUCAGGGCAACCUCUGGGGAGGCCUCACAGGACACCCACGUGGAGAAGUCUGCCCAGCUUAGCUGCAGCGUGAAGGAGGAGCCAGAUGCUGAUGGGCAGGAGAUGGCACCUUCCAACCCCCCAGAUCCAGCCCAGUCCCACGAGGGGCACCCUGGACACCGGGAACCAGCCUCCACGUCCUUCCACCCACCCAGGAUUCAGCAGGGAUACCAGCCCCCCCGCCGGAGGCACGGGCUGAGUCGGGGCCGGGGGCCAUGUGUACAGGGACAGAGGGUAGAAGAAACCUCCACCCGGGAGAUGAGAGUGAGAGUCACUGCGAGGGUCCGCCCCACUGCCCAGAGGCCCAGCCACCCCGGGGCCCGGGGUCUGUCGCCUGGGAGGGCCCGUCUGGGGCCUCUGUGUCUGCCAGGGCAAUGCUGGGAGCAGAGCUGGAGCCUGGUGCCCCGAGAGGGAAGCCUUACACCUGUGAGCUGUGUGGCCGAGGAUUUGACUGGAAAUCAGUCUUUGUCAUCCACCACCGGACGCAUGCAGAUGGGCAGGGUACGCGGGCCCCGGCACUGGCCGUCGGGGGUGCUCAGAAGCUGCCACAGGGUUCCCAGGAGCCAGGCACACCCCGGUACCCCCGGCGCGUGCUCCCAGGGCCCCGGAGCUAUGCGUGUGAGGAGUGUGGGCGCAGCUUUAGCUGGAAGUCGCAGCUGGUCAUCCACCGCAAGAGCCACGCGGGUCAGCGGCGCCACUUCUGUGGAGACUGCGGCCGUGGCUUCGACUGGAAGUCCCAGCUGGUCAUCCACAGGAAGAGCCACCGGCCGGAAGCCCCAUGAGUGGCUCGAGAAGGCGGCCUCAUCUUGGGGGCCUUGGAGCCUCCAGGGCCUGGACACAGUUCCCGGGGCUCUGGUUCCAGCCGUCCCAGGGCUGCUCAGCCUCUGUGCAUCAGAGUUUCCAGGAGGGUCCCCUGCCCCAUUUCAGUCUCCCCAAAACAGCCACCUGGGUGUAAGUAAAAGAAGCUGCCUGGUGGGGCCUGGCUUGGAACCCACGCAACCCUCACCGUGGAGCAACAAAGGGAACUCUCUUACUCUGCGCCAGCGGUCGUCCGAGGGCAUUGAGACCGCCUUUCCUUUGGUUUUUAUGUGCGACAGACACUCAGGUUGUCCCAGGGAGAAAGGACCCAGGAAUCGAUACCGUGAUGUGCCCGCAACACCUAGACGACCCAAGACGAGCAAAUCUGGGAAAGGCCUGAUGGCCUUUGAGGAUGUGGCCGUGUACUUCUCCCAGGAGGAGUGGGAGCUCCUGGACACAGCCCAGAGGGCCUUGUACUGCCACGUGAUGCUGGAGAACUUCACACUUGUGGCCUCGCUGGGACUCUCUGCCUCAAGACCCCGGGUAGUCAUCCAGCUUGAGCGUGGCGAGGAGCCCUGGGUUCUCGGUGGGACAGUUGCGACGCCAGCCAGGAAUGCUCACAGGAAGCCCAGCCCUGGUUCCCGUCACCUGGCAUACGACAGGGUUGUUCCAGGAGCAGCAGAACUGCCAGGGGCCUUCCAUGACGGCUCCCCUCCAGCACCUACGAGGGUCCUCCCCUUUGCUGGCAUCUGUGAGCGUGGGAAAAGCCUGGAGGGCUGGCGGGGCACCUCCCCCUCUCAGGAGAAAAAACCCACAGGGGUGUCUGUAAUCUACUGGGAACGGCUCCUGCUAGGUCCUGGCGGUGGGGAGGCCAGUGUCAGUCUGCGGCUGACCUCCCCACUGAGGACUAACCAGGAUGGCCAAACCAGGGAGUUGGCCAUAAUAGAAGGUCGCAAACCAGCUAAACACCAGAGGGCAUCCCAGAGGCAGAAGCCAUACUCGUGGGCAGCGCCCCACAGAGUCUUCCCAAGCAUCUCAGUACUUGAGGUUAGUCAUGCUAGCGGGGAAGGAAGAAAGGAUUUGGCUCCCGAGGUGCCUCAGAGACUCCCUGAUACCCACAAGUCCCCAACCUGGGAUCAGCUGGGCAAGGCCCUCCACCCAGGCCCUGGCCUCCUUCCCGGGGAGAAGCCCUUCGAAUGCAGGGCGUGCAACAAAGUAUUCGUGAAGAGCUCGGACCUGCUCAAGCACCUGCGCACACACACUGGAGAGCGGCCAUACGAAUGCGCGCAGUGCGGCAAGGCCUUCAGCCAGACGUCGCACCUGACGCAGCACCAGCGCAUCCACAGUGGUGAGACGCCCUACGCGUGCCCGGCCUGUGGCAAGGCCUUCCGGCAUAGCUCCUCACUGGUGAGGCACCAGCGCAUACACACAGCCGAGAAGUCCUUCCGCUGCAGUGAGUGUGGCAAGGCCUUCAGCCACGGCUCCAACCUCAGCCAGCACCGCAAGAUCCAUGCAGGCGGGCGGCCCUACGCGUGUGCCCAGUGUGGCCGCCGUUUCUGCCGCAACUCACACCUCAUUCAGCAUGAGCGCAUGCACACAGGGGAGAAGCCUUAUACUUGUGCCCUUUGUGGUGCCGCCUUCAGCCAGGGUUCCUCACUCUCCAAUCACCAGCGUGUGCACACAGGCGAGAAGCCCUUCGCCUGCGCACAGUGUGGCCGCGCCUUCAGCCACAGCUCUAACCUCACGCAGCAUCAGCUGCUGCACACGGGCGAGCGGCCCUUCCGCUGCGGGGACUGCGGGAAGGCUUUUGCCAAGGGCGCGGUGUUGCUCAGCCACCGACGCAUCCACACGGGUGAGAAGCCCUUUGUGUGCGCACAUUGUGGCCGCGCCUUCCGCGAGCGCCCGGCCCUCUUCCACCACCAGAGGAUCCACACGGGAGAGAAACCUGUGCGCAGACCCCGGCGUGGGGCAGGCCUGACCCCCCAGGCCAGGCCUUCUUCCGUGGUGUCAUCAGAGGGCUCACUGGGGAGGGAAGCGGGGUCCACUUCUGCCUCAGGUCCAGCCGCAGUUUCGAAGCCUGCUGAAGCCUGAGUUCACAGCUCCAGCCUUCCCAGGCUUGUCGUAAAACACCCACGUUCCCUGCAUACCCACAUCUUGGAGAAGAUCCGUGUGUGCACUGUCGGUCCGUCUGCACAUGGUGACGACGUUUGCCAUUUCAGCUACGGCUCACUCCAACCCUAAGUGGUCAGCCUGCAGAUCUCGCAGGGGCACAUUCCCCCCAUUUGGACGCUGGGACUUGGGCAGGGCAGAGACUCGGCAGUAGAGUGCCGUUUCGUGCCUGUUAUGACUGUGGGUGCUCAGGUGAGGAGGGGGACUGCUGGAACGCUGGGGAGGCAGUCCUAGAAGUUUCCCCUGUCCCUGCACAAACUGGCCGCCAGGCCGACCCUCCGGGUACUCUUCCAAGACCUCGCUUCCUCCAGGGCCUCCUGAGAGCGGACCCAGUGGCUAGGAGGUCAUGUGGGGGCCAGGUGUUGGCCUUGGGCUCUGUCUUAGCUUCCACCUCUGGGGGAAAGAACCGACGAGAGAGGGAGAGAGAUUCAGGCCUACAGAGGGAUCCUGACAGGCAGGAUCUUGCUAAGGGUCAGCGUGUGCCAGCUGCCAGCCCUGUGAGGUGGCUGCUGUGGCUGGUAUCCCCACUCCUCAGAUGAGGGAAUGGAGGCGGAGAGAGGGGAUGUGAGUUGUACACAGCAGAGCCAGGACUUGAAUCCAGGCCACAGGCCCAGCAUCCAGACAGCUCACCAGUCUGCCCCCGGGGUUUUAACCGCCAUGCUCGGGUCUGCCAGUGUGAGAGCUGGGUGAUGCCAGGCCUGCCUGCCCGCUCGUGGCAGUCCCACAGUGGGUGGGCCAAGCAGAGGGGGCGGUCCCUGGGGUGGGGAGAGGGAGACAGGCAUGAAGACUGAUAGGUCUUGAGCCAUGCUCUUUCAUUCGCUUUCUCAUCCAAGCCUCAGCAUUGGCCACGUCCCGUUACCAAAGGCACCGCUGCCGGAGCCUUUAUAUUCCCCCCGCCCUGACGAGAGGUGAUCGUGACAACAGGUUUGGAGGAGACCACAUGGGACUCCUUGUUUCUCCCCGUGGCCCUCACAGGCCAGGGCCCGUCCUGCCGUCAGUCCUCACACCCAGGGAUGUUAGUGGUCUCUCUACUUGGGAACAAAAAAGAAAGAGCAAAAAUUAGCAGUUGGAAUGGAUGCACCUUGUGUAAAUCCUUGCACAGCACUGUGGAAGUCCACAGCCUCAGCCUCCCCUCCCAGCCUCCAGGUCAUGGUUCAGAAGGGUUUAACGGCACAGUCCUAAGUGUCAUCAUCCCAGAGCUUUGAAGCCUUGGCUUCAGUGCAGGUCCUUCAAAGCAGGGCAGAGUUGCUGCUUGCCUGUCCCCCAAUGAGGGGCUGGGACACCUCUUCUUCAUGGUAGCCAGAGGUUUGUGGGAGUCUGCUCGGAGACUUCAGCAAUGUAGACAUCCUGAGGACGCCCCAAGUGUCAGCUCUACCAUGAGAUGCAUCUUUGUAGAUCCAGGCUCGGUUGCCUGAGACAAGGGGGUGCUCUCGUCCCAUCACCUCCAAGGUCUGGUAGCCAUCUGUCCUACAGAAUGAGCAAAGACAUGUCUCCCCCACUCUCCACCUGCUAGCAGGUGGAGACCUAUCUUCUAUCUCUGGAACCGCACAAGUCCUACAAAGAGGGGAGAUGGGGCAGUGAGAGGUGUCUUGCUGGAACUGGCUCCCCAUGAUCCUUGGAGUACAGGUCCACUGAACCAGAAUUCUUGUUACCCUGAGCCACUGUCCACCCCUCCUGGACUCCCCUCUCUCUGCUCUGGUCCACACUCUGGCCUUAUCCCCAUCCCAUCUUCCCCCAGAUUCACGUCCGUGAGGGUGCCUUGAGUAGGUCAGAGCCUUAGUCCCCACAGCUGUGAAAUGCAGACAAACCCCCGCUCUAACUGAUCGAGACCUGUUUUGGGAAAUCCAUGGGAUUCAGGAUCAAGGGCAUCUGUCAAACACCAAGUGGGUACUCAACAAGUCAUGUUCGACCUUUUCUGUGUCUUUUACUGAAGCUCUGGAGUCCAGUUUCCAACCUGAGUCUUCCUGACCCUCGAGCAGAGACUGAUGCCCUCUCCCAUCUCCCCACCAGUCUCCUUCCCGUCUGUGUGGUUGGCUUCUGCUACCCUUCACUUCCUCCACCCUCAAGGCCACCUCUCCCAGGACUGGUCAGUGGCUCCCACCUUGACCCCAUGGAAACAGCAACUAUGAUCACCUGCCUCUCCCCACGUCUUGGCCUUGCACUGCCCUCCUCCAAACUUCUGUGGUCAUGUUGGGCUCUUUCCCGCUAGGCUGCUCUUAACCCUGAGCAGACUGUGAGUGUAAAAGUUUCCCUGGCUUUCUAGGUCAAGAUGGACUGAACACACAUCUCACUUAGUUCAGAAAGCCACUGAAACAACAGGGAAGAGUAUGUUUAGAACAUAAACCUACAAGUAUGAGGAUGGAGUAGGAGGUGUCAGGCGAUGGCAUUCUGAAGCUAGGGUUGGAUGGGAAUGGGUGGACUUCGAUCUGGUGAGAGCCACAUACAGAGUCGGCGCUGGGGCAAGUGGAGGGUGGCCCCUGCAGGCUUAUGCUGCAGAACUCCAGAGGGCUUGAAAACUAGCAGCCUGUCCUCUGAGCCUGCUUGGGCUACACACCAGAGAGUUUUCGUGAUCACUGGCCUCUACCUAACAGCUCCCACAAUGACCCAGGUGUCACUUCUGGUAUUGGAGCUCUCAAGGCCUACGUCUCAGUCUUCACACCCACGUGUACCCCAGCCUUGUGCCCCAGCCUACAACAUCUGUAAUGUGCAGGCAGCGAUUCCUGCCAUGGAGAGAGCACAGACCACUGAGGAUUAACGUGUUAUUCCCCUUUUCCAGGGCUCCAGCUCUUAAGAUGCCUGGGCGGCACCUGUAGCCCCUGACAUGGGGUGGAUUGCACUUCCCAGAGGUUCAGUGCCAUCUGUGUUUAUCCUAAUUCCCGUGGAAGCACUGUUGAUUCUUGAGACAUUGAGGACUAUACUUCCAAAGCCUUUGACACUCACUUUCCCUUGGCCCACAGACUAUAGUUCCAUAGUGAUCAAAUAACAUUUAAAGCCCCUGACAGUGCACAACACUUUCCUGAAACCAACAAAAGCAUGCUCCUGCCUACAGUUCACACAAUGCCUGGAGGGCUCUUUUGGCCCCUAGCACACUGGAUUUCAUCUUCCAGAGGGCUCUGAUCUGCUCCACACCCCUCCCCACAGGACUCGCAUCAGGGCUUUUGCAGAUGCUGUCUGCCAAAGACACUCUUUCCCAGUUACGUGCUGCUGCUCCUUCUCAGCUUAGUUCAGUGCCUUGUCAUAUCACCACGAUGGCACUUCUCCUUACACCUUCCCAACCAUAUCCACAUCUGGUGGCCUGGGGUCAGCCCAUCAGGGGCCACAAGAAGACCUAUAGAUAGAGUGAACCUCAUCUCUCAAUCCUGGAAUGACUUUGAGGCUACUGGCUCCUCCCUCACUGGUGGCCUUGCCUAGACAGAGCCAUUCCCUAAGGCUGGUGGGGAGAUGGGGGACCCUGAAGUAAGGUCUCUGGAGGCACUAAGCCCUGAGUUCCUUGCUUGUAUCUCCAGCCACUGUUGGGGAGGAAGA
Messenger RNA from Zalophus californianus (California sea lion), 9398 nucleotides. Its product is annotated as zinc finger protein 28. The record is from RefSeq and is a predicted model, not a curated record. The coding region runs from base 2253 to 5795 and encodes 1180 amino acids. Gene Ontology annotation, biological process: negative regulation of transcription by RNA polymerase II. Lineage: Eukaryota; Metazoa; Chordata; Mammalia; Carnivora; Otariidae. Gene Ontology annotation, molecular function: DNA-binding transcription repressor activity, RNA polymerase II-specific. The transcript is spliced from 16 exons.